This is a messenger RNA of Didymodactylos carnosus, 1065 nucleotides long. The record is from the annotation of a GenBank genome assembly. NCBI's taxonomy places the organism in Eukaryota, Metazoa, Rotifera, Eurotatoria, Philodinida, Philodinidae.
AUGAAACAAGAGUCUGUUGUUUCACCUAGUGAUUCGAUACAUUUAUCUUGGGAAAACAUAUCGGCGCGUAUCAGUCCAAAAGCGUCAUCACGAAGAAGUGGCUUUAGUGAAAUAUUAAAGAGGAAAUUUCGUUCAAAUUACACAGAACCAACAGAAAAACAGUUGCUACACAGUAUAUCUGGGUAUGCCAUUCCAGGCAAAAUUUUGGCCAUUCUCGGUCCAUCUGGUGCAGGUGAGCAAAAGGCUUUACCGGGACUGCAUGGUAGACAAGAAGAUGGCAUGAAUGUUGAAGGCAAUUUAUUUAUGAAUGGAGUUAAUUUAUUAAAAAUGAAUAAAUUGUUAAUGACAAAAUGUGGUUAUGUUGAACAACAUGAAUUAUUCAUCGGAACAAUGACUAUCAAAGAACAUUUGAUAUUUCAGGCCAUGCUACGUAUGAAAUCGUCAAUAAGUGAUUCUGAUCGUCGCGCACGUGUUCAAGAAGUUUUGUCAAUAAUGGAUUUGGAGACAUGUCAAAACACAAUUAUUGGUGUACCUGACAAAUUAAAAGGUAUCAACAAUGUUGAAAUGAAACGUUUGACAUUUGCAAGUGUGAUAUUGAACGAUCCAAAACUAUUGAUUGUCGAUGAACCAACAUCCGGACUUGAUUUCCACUUGGCAAAAUCAGUUGUAAACAUUAUGAAAAAGUUGACAGACGCAGGGAAAACGAUGAUCACUGUUAUCAAUGAACCCACAUCAGAGAUUUACUCCUUGCUUGAUAUGGUUUGCUUAUUAGUGAAUGGAAAACAGGUCUAUUUCGGGGACCGUACUGGUGCAAUGGAAUUUUUUGCAUCAUGUCUACAAUGUCCAUGUCCAUUCAAUUAUAAUCCUGCAGAAUAUUAUUUAACACAGUUAUCCACAUCUACAAAUAAUAAUGAAUUUAUUGAAAAAUGUAUCGAAGCAUUUCAGCAUUCACCAUAUAAUCAAACGAUGAUCGAAAUGAUCCAUGCGGUAGGAGGAGCACCACAAGAUGGUGUACUAGCUGAUCGUUUUGUUGCUGUUGUUGAAAGAAGUUGUGAUGAACUUUGA